This is a messenger RNA of Rhincodon typus (whale shark), 2590 nucleotides long. RefSeq names its product zinc finger protein 721-like. Lineage: Eukaryota; Metazoa; Chordata; Chondrichthyes; Orectolobiformes; Rhincodontidae. The transcript is spliced from 2 exons. The annotation marks the transcript as partial. The record is from RefSeq and is a predicted model, not a curated record. Gene Ontology annotation, cellular component: nucleus.
UGCAACCUGGAGAGCCAAAAGGAUGCCUGCACCACGGAGAAACCGUGGAAAUGUGGAGACUGUGGGAAGAGAUUUAAUUAUCCUUCCAGGCUAGAAAUUCAUCGACAAAGUCACACUGGAGAGAAACCGUGGAAAUGUGGAGACUGUGGGAAGGGAUUCAAUUAUCCAUCCCAGCUGGAAAUCCAUCGACGCAGUCACACUGGUGAAAAGCCAUGGCAAUGUGGAGUCUGUGGGAAGGGAUUCAGUUACCCAUCCCAGCUGGAAACACAUCGGCGCAGUCACACGAGAGAGGGGCCCUUGACCUGCUUUGACUGUGAGGAAGGAUUCGUUGAUGCAUCCAACUUGCUGACAGCUAAGCAACUUCAUGCUGAGGUGAAGCCGUUCAGCUGCACUGACUGUGGAAAGAGGUUCAGGCAGUCAGCCAGCCUCACUGUCCACCAGCGAGUUCACACGGGGGAAAGACCGUUCGGCUGUACUUUCUGUGGGAAGACAUUCAGGCAGUCAGGUGACCUCAUUGAACACCAACGAAUUCACACUGGGGAGAGGCCAUUCACCUGCUCUGUAUGUGGGAAAGGAUUCACUCAGUCAUCCAACUUGCUGACACAUCAGCGAGUUCACACUGAGGAGAGGCCAUUCAUUUGCCCUUACUGUGGACAGAGGUUCAGGCACUCGGGCACCCUCACUGUACACCAGCGAGUUCACACUGGGGAGAGGCCAUUUAUCUGCUCUGUAUGUGGGAAGGGUUUCAGUCACUCGUCCCACUUGCUGACUCACCAACGGGUUCAUACUGGAGAGAAACCAUUCACCUGCUCCGUGUGUGAGAAGGGAUUCACUGAUUCGUCCACCCUACUGAAACACCAGCGAGUUCACACUGAGGAAAGACCAUUCAGCUGUACCUACUGUGGAAAGAGGUUCAGGCAGUCAUCUGACCUCAUUGUACACCAGCGGGUUCACACUGGAGAGAAACCAUUCACCUGUUCCGUGUGUGGGAAGGGAUUUACUGAUUCAUCCAACCUGCUGAAACAUCAACGAGUUCACACUGGGGAGAGACCAUUCACCUGCUCUGAGUGUGGGAAGGGAUUCAUUGAUUCAUCCCAACUGCUUAGACACCAGCGAGUUCAUGAACACAAGGACAUGCAAAGCAUGGAGAAACCGUGGAAAUGUGAGGACUGUGGUAAAGGAUUCAAUUAUCCAUCUCUGCUGGAAAUUCAUCGACGCAGUCACACCGGUGAGAGACCAUUCAUCUGUUCGGUGUGUGGGAAGGGAUUUACUAAGUCGUCCAGCCUCAUGUACCACCAGCGAAUUCACACUCAAGAGAAGCCGUUCAGCUGCACUUACUGCGGAAAAAUGUUCAGACAGUCAUGCAACCUCACUGCACACCAGCGAAUUCAUACUGAGGAGAGGCCAUUUAGCUGUACUCACUGUGGAAAAAAGUUCAGGCAGUCAUCGAAUCUCACUGCACACCAACUAAUUCACACUGGGGAGAAGUCGUUCAUCUGCUCUGUGUGUGGGAAAGGAUUUGCUCAGUCAUCUGGCCUUUGGUCCCACCAGCGAAUUCACACUGGGAAGAAGUUAUCCAGUGACACUUGCUGUAGAAAGAGGUUAAAGUCUUCAGCUGACCUCACGUCACAAGGUGAUCCUGGAGAGAAGCCAUUUACCUGCUCUGUGUGUGGAAAGGGAUUUAGUCAGUCAGGCAGCCUCCUGUUACACCAGCGAAUUCACACCGAGGAGAGGCCAUUCAGCUGCACUCAAUGUGGGAAGAGGUUUAAGCAUUCAAACACUCUCACUGCACACCAGCGAAUUCACACUGGGGAGAAGCCAUUCACUUGCUCCAAGUGUGGAAAGGGAUUUGCUCAGUCAUCCAACCUGGUAGUACACCAGCGAAUUCAUGCGGAAGAAAAACCUUUAAACUGCACUCACUGUGGAAAGUGUUUCAGAUCUUCAUCGAAUCUCAUUGCACAUCUGCGCACUCAUACUGGGGAGAGACGGUUCAUCUGUUCUGUUUGUGGGAAGGGAUUCACUCAGUCAGCCAGCCUCAUGUUACACCAGCGAAUUCACAGUGGGGAAAUGCCAUUCAGCUGCAGUCAGUGUGGAAAGAGGUUCAGACAUUCAUCCACCCUCACUGCACACCAGCGAGUUCAUACUGGGGAGAAGCCAUUCAUUUGCUCCGUAUGUGGGAAAGGAUUCACACAUUCAUCCGGCCUUUGGUCUCACAAGCGAGUUCACACUGGGGAGAGACAAUUCAGUUGCAUUGCAUGCGGAAAAAGAUUCAGAUCUGCAUCUGAUCUCAAUGUACAUAAGCGAGUUCAUACUGGGGAGAGACCAUUCACUUGCUCCACGUGUGGGAAGGGAUUUACUCUGUCAUCCAAUCUGCUGACACAUCAGAGAAUUCAUAAGCGUAAACAGAGUAAGAAUUCUGCUGUUAAUCACAUUCAGGAUUAAUAGUUGAUAAUUAGUACUUGACAAUAUCUCUGUUGAUGUUAAAACCCCAAUAAGUCAUAGAGUCUUACAGCAUGGAGACAGGCCCUUCGGCCCAAACUGGUCUAUGCUGACCAAAAUGUCCAUCCACACUAACUCCAUUUCCCCGCAU